UUGCCUGAUAAAGUCCCUCGUCGAUCCUCUUGUGUGUGUGUUUCGAUAAGUCCCUCAAAAUUCUCUCUUCCGCCGCCGCCACCGCCGCUGCCCUCCGGUCGUUGAUUCCACCCUCCGGUCGCCGAUUCCACCCUCCGGUCGCCGAUUCCACCCUCAUCUGGCACCGUACCAUCACCGAUCAGCUUCCGAAGUCCUCUCGUCGCUUUCCACCUCCAAAUCUAUAGUCGUUUAGAUCAUCACUAGGUAUUGAUAGAGUUCGAGAUGACAAACCAUGAGGUGCGAUGAGAGAUCACAGAAUUUCAGGUCACCUUCUCCAUCCCAAAUCCUUCAAAACUCCCUUUUUCCAAACCCUCGCCCAAACCCUUCAGCAUUUCAUCGAAUCGAACUCCCCUUCCAAAGGCCAAACCCUCCACGCAAAGAUCAUCACCUUCGGCCUCCACCCCAACACCAAUCUAUUCAUCAAGCUCCUCAUCCUACAUCUCCGAUGCCGAUCAUUUCUCCACGCCCGGAAACUUUUCGAUCAAAUGCCAAGGAGAACUCUAUCAGCCUACAACUACAUGAUCGCCGGGUACUUCAAAGAAGGUCGUGUAGAGGAGUCACUGGACCUCAUCCGCAAGCUUUUGGCUUCAAACCAAAAGCCGGACGGGUUCACCUUGUCGAUGGCUCUGAAGCUUUCUACGAGCUUGGGUUUGUGGAAUUUGCCGAGAGAGAUCCAUGCUCAGAUUGUCAGAUUGGGAAUUGGGUCCUCCGACGAGGUUGUCAUUGCUGCUCUCGUUGACUCUUAUGUGAAGAAUGGGAAUCUUCAAUAUGCCCGGAGUGUGUUUGAUUCAAUGCCGGAGCCAGAGAGGAAUUUAAUAUGUUCUACCGCAUUGGUUGUUGGUUAUAUGAAUCAAGGUGAGUUCAACGAAGCUGAGCAUAUUUUUAGGAGUUCGAAGGAGAAGGAUGUGAUUCUGUUCAAUGCAAUGAUUGAAGGGUACAGUAGAGGGCUAGAUACAUGUGUGAAUUCAAUAGAGAUGUACAAGAUGAUGCAACGAUUGAAUUACUUGCCAACGAUUUCUUCCUUUGUGAGUGUUAUCGGAGCUUGCGCACUCUCAUCGGCCUCGGAGGUUGGAGAACAAAUACACGGACAGAUGGCUAAGAUGGAGGCCCUUUCUCAUGUCAAAUGCGGGAGUGCACUUGUUGACAUGUAUUCUAAAUGCGGAAAAGUUGAGGAUGCCAGAAAGAUGUUCGACGAAAUGCCUGAGCAGAAUGUUUUUACCUGGACAUCGAUGAUUGAUGGGUAUGGGAAAAAUGGGAUCCCGAAUCUGGCCCUAACUCUUUUCUACAAAAUGAAGGAUUUCUGUAACGACAGACCGAAUCAUGCCACAUUCUUGAGUGUUCUAUCGGCUUGUGGGCAUGCUGGAUUGGUCUCAAAUGGUCGCCAAAUUUUUGAGAGCAUGGAGAGGGAGUACAAACUUAAACCGAGAAUUGAGCAUUAUGCUUGCAUGGUGGAUCUCUUAGGUCGGAGUGGAAACCUAAGCGAAGCGUACAGAUUCAUUGAACAGAUGCCCAUGAAGCCGAAUUCAGAUGUAUGGACAGCUUUGCUAGGAGCAGCUAGCAUUCACGGAAAUGUUGUGAUGGCAGAUGUUGCUGCGAAAGAAGUUUUUAAAUUGAGUCGAAAUGAAAGGCCAGGAGCUUACGUUGUUUUGUCCAACACUUUUGCGGCUGCAGAGAAAUGGAAAGGUGUAAGUAAAGUAAGGAAGUUGAUGAAAGCAAUGGGUGUCUCGAAAGGCACUGGUCAAAGUUGGGUGGAUAUAAACAAAGGUGCUUGAAAAUUUCUUUUCAGGAAAGAAACUCUUCGGAUACUCUUCAGUGUGAGAAUGAUGUGCUCAUCGCCUUAAACAAUACCAUCUUUCGAAUUGUUUAGACACUUCUCGCAUCUCGAACUUCAUGAACCAAUGCGGUUUAUCUUUUUGAAGUUAUUGCUGAGACGUUCAUGGGAAUCUAUUUGUGAGAUUCAAUAUCAAAGUGAAGCUCAUAGCGAGCCAUGAGUACCACCGCUGAGGAAGGCUCGCGUCUGUUUUUUAGUUCAAAUUCUUCAAGGUUAGUUCGAGCGGAAGAAACGGACAUGAUAUCAACGAUAUUAAUCUCCAUAAAAAAGUGAACAGGAUGCAGAUCGACAGUGCAGACUUUAUGAGAAUGAGAGGAGAAGAACAGCAUUUAUCGUGUCGAAUAUUCGUCUGUAUACUCCGAAUAUUCGAGGGAAAUUAGGUGCAUCGUGUAUGUUUGUUAUGCGGUUUAUCAUUUGCAUUUUUUUUUUUUGUCUGGAAAGUAUAAAACCGGUUGACAGAAUUAUUAGCAUA
This is a messenger RNA of Zingiber officinale, 2342 nucleotides long. Its product is annotated as pentatricopeptide repeat-containing protein At1g28690, mitochondrial-like. The coding region runs from base 282 to 1811 and encodes 509 amino acids. Gene Ontology annotation, molecular function: protein binding; RNA binding. The transcript has a single exon. The record is from RefSeq and is a predicted model, not a curated record. Lineage: Eukaryota; Viridiplantae; Streptophyta; Magnoliopsida; Zingiberales; Zingiberaceae. Gene Ontology annotation, biological process: RNA modification.